Messenger RNA from Hydra vulgaris (swiftwater hydra), 1118 nucleotides. Lineage: Eukaryota; Metazoa; Cnidaria; Hydrozoa; Anthoathecata; Hydridae. The record is from RefSeq and is a predicted model, not a curated record.
AUGUUUCAGACCUUUUUUAUUGACCAGUCUGUUGGAGCAAGUGCCGCAAGUUGUACUUUUUGUGAUGUUGAUGUAGACUCUGCAACUUUAAAAACAAAAGACAGCAAGAAGAUUAUAAUUGAAAGUCCUCUAUCAAACCCAGUUUCUGGCAAUUUUUUUAAAAACUCAGAACAGAUUAGUUUACAAAAAUUCGGCUUUUUGAAGUGGAAAAGUAAUUUUGUAAAUUUAUUCAGAUAUCCUGAUUUUUUACUUGUGCUAAUAUUCUAUGGGUUGCAAGCCUUUACUAAUAUUGGAUAUGAAGAACUGUUUCCUGUUCAUGCUGCAACAGAACUUAGCUAUAAUGGAUAUGGAAUGUCAGAAUCAGCAAUUGGAAUGUUGUUUCUUAUUGUUGCAUCAUUUCAAAUUGGAAUCCAGCUUACAGUUGUUAGUAUGAUGAUGGAAAAGACUGGUGCUAAAAUGACGUUAUGCACAUCUAAUUUAGGUUUUUGUAUCUUUAUUGUUUUUUUGCCAACAGUCAGAAUGGUUAAAAACAAAUUAGGAUUUUGGAUCACAAUGUGCAUUCAUCAAAUUUUAUUACGCUCAAUGAUGUUUGCAGGAUUGUUAGCUAUUAAUGUAUUGUUAAAUAACUCUGUUGGUUCUUCAUUACUUGGCUUAGCAAAUGGUUUAGCUAUGUCAGUAACAGCUCUAGGAAGAACUGUUGGACCAAUUACAUUUGGCAUUGUUUAUUCCUGGUCAUUGAAAAACGUGGAAAAUACUUUAAAGGGUUAUAAAAGUCUUGGAUUUCCGUUUAAUGAAACUGUUGGACCAAUUACAUUUGGCAUUGUUUAUUCCUGGUCAUUGAAAAACGUGGAAAAUACUUUAAAGGGUUAUAAAAGUCUUGGAUUUCCGUUUAAUGAAUUGUAGAACCUUAUAAUCCUGAGGAUGAUCUUCCUGAGGAAGAAAAACGAAAAAUAGAAGAAAGGAGACAAGUGCGAGAAAGAAUUCAAAAUUUGUUUUUUAGACCCAUUGCUCCACCGCCAGAAGCAAUUGUAGAAGAUGAAGAUGAUGAAGAUGAUGAUGAUGAUGAUGAUGAUGAUGAUGUACCACAAGUAGAUGAAGUACCAGCAAAUAAUUAUGAA